This is a messenger RNA of Lolium rigidum, 1500 nucleotides long. Its product is annotated as ammonium transporter 1 member 2-like. Gene Ontology annotation, molecular function: ammonium channel activity. Gene Ontology annotation, cellular component: membrane. The record is from RefSeq and is a predicted model, not a curated record. Lineage: Eukaryota; Viridiplantae; Streptophyta; Magnoliopsida; Poales; Poaceae. The transcript has a single exon. The coding region runs from base 1 to 1500 and encodes 499 amino acids. Gene Ontology annotation, biological process: ammonium homeostasis; ammonium transmembrane transport.
AUGUCGACGUGCGCGGCGGACCUGGCGCCGCUGCUGGGGUCGGCGGCGAUGAACGCCACGGAGUACCUAUGCAACAGGUUCACGGACACCACGACCGCGGUGGACUCCACCUACCUGCUCUUCUCCGCCUACCUCGUCUUCGCCAUGCAGCUGGGGUUCGCCAUGCUCUGCGCGGGGUCCGUCCGGGCCAAGAACACCAUGAACAUCAUGCUCACCAACGUGCUCGACGCCGCCGCCGGCGCGCUCUUCUACUACCUCUUCGGCUUCGCCUUCGCCUUCGGGGCCCCCUCCAACGGCUUCAUCGGGAAGCACUUCUUCGGCCUGCGCGACGUCCCCGCGGUCGGCUUCGACUACAGCUUCUUCCUCUUCCAGUGGGCCUUCGCCAUCGCUGCCGCGGGGAUAACGUCCGGCUCCAUCGCGGAGCGCACGCAGUUCGUGGCCUACCUCAUCUACUCCGCCUUCCUCACCGGCUUCGUCUACCCGGUGGUGUCCCACUGGGUAUGGUCCGCCGACGGCUGGGCCUCGGCCUCCCGGACGUCGGGGCCGUUGCUCUUCAAGUCUGGCAUGAUCGACUUCGCCGGGUCCGGGGUUGUGCACAUGGUAGGCGGCGUGGCCGGGCUCUGGGGCGCGCUCAUCGAGGGCCCCCGCAUUGGGCGGUUCGACCACGCCGGGCGCUCCGUGGCGCUGCGCGGGCACAGCGCGUCGCUCGUCGUGCUCGGCACGUUCCUGCUGUGGUUCGGCUGGUACGGGUUUAACCCCGGCUCCUUCCUCACCAUCCUCAAGUCCUACGGCCCGGCCGGUAGCAUCCACGGGCAGUGGUCGGCGGUGGGGCGCGCGGCAGUGACGACCACCCUCGCCGGCAGCACGGCGGCGCUCACGACGCUGUUCGGGAAGAGGCUCCAGACGGGGCACUGGAACGUGCUGGACGUCUGCAACGGCCUCCUCGGCGGGUUCGCGGCGAUCACCGCCGGGUGCGCCGUGGUGGAGCCGUGGGCGGCCAUCAUCUGCGGGUUCGUGUCGGCGUGGGUGCUCAUCGGGCUCAACGCGGUGGCCGCGCGGUUCAAGUUCGACGACCCGCUGGAGGCGGCGCAGCUGCACGGCGGGUGCGGCGCGUGGGGCGUCAUCUUCACGGCGCUGUUCGCGCAGAAGGAGUACGUUGAGCAGAUCUACGGCGUGCCGGGGCGGCCGUACGGGCUGUUCAUGGGCGGCGGGGGCCGGCUGCUGGGUGCGCACAUCGUGAUGAUCCUGGUCAUCGCGGCGUGGGUGAGCUUCACCAUGGGCCCGCUGUUCCUGGUGCUGAACAAGAUCGGGCUGCUGCGCAUCUCUGCCGAGGACGAGAUGGCCGGCAUGGACCAGACACGGCACGGCGGGUUCGCCUACGCCUACAACGACGACGACGCCAGCGGCAAGCCGGAACGCGGCGUCGGCGCGUCGUUCAUGCUCAGGUCAGCGCAGACCUCGCAGGUCGCGGCCGCAGAGGGCGAGGGCGGCCAGGUCUAG